AUGUCGGCAAACACCGUUCCCUACCCUUUCCACUUCGACUCCGCUGCCACCAGUGGGCCUCAGGAUGGAACCACCACCAAUGUCAAUAUCAAUAUCAAGAAUGUACGCGGAAAGAUCCCUUCUCUCCAGGCAGCGCGUCUCCGUAUAAUGAUGCUGGAAGCUCGCAAUGAUCCCACUAAGAUCCUGGCCCACGCCUGCACGUACGAUGGCCUGUCCUCUCGCCUUGUGGAGGAAGCCGGUUUUCCUAUGGUCUUCCUUGCAGGUUAUGCCGUGGCUAGCUCCUACGGUCUUCCUGACACUGGAUACAUUGCCAUGGCAGAGAUGUGUGACAAGAUUCAGGAAACGGUUCGUCAAGUGUCGGUUCCUAUCAUGGCAGAUGGAGAUACUGGAUACGGAAGUCCGAUGAACGUGAAGCGAACUGUUGAGAGUUUCGCAGCCGCGGGUGCAGCUGGUGUAAUGAUUGAGGAUCAACGCUGGCCAAAGCGCUGUGGGCACACCAAGGGAAAGGACGUCGUUUCUCGCGAAGAGGCAUUUGCCCGUAUUCAGGCUGCCGUCGACGCUCGCAAUGAAGGAAGAGACAUUUUCAUCCUUGCUCGGACUGAUGCUCUGAUGUACGGCUGGGAGGAAGUUAUGACUCGGGUUAAGGAAUUCAUGCGUAUCGGCGUAGAUGCCAUCUUCAUUGAGGCUCUACCUGAUCGAGAGGCGAUGAAGCGUUGCGCCGAUGAGAUCAGCUGCCCCAUUUUCGCGAAUAUUAUCGAAGGAGGCAAGACGGAGAACCUUUCAGCCAAAGAGCUUGCUGAGCUCGGGUACAGCGCCGUGGCAUACCCGUGGACAUUGGUUGCUGCUCAUCUGAAGAGCGUCCGGGAGGCUUUGGACGGAUUGAAGAGAAGCAUGACCGUGGGAGCGCCACCCAUGAUUCUUACCUACGACGAGGUGUGUGAAGGUGUUGGCUUCAACAAGUAUUGGGACCGAGAGGAGAAGUAUAGAUUUAACUAG
Penicillium daleae is the source of this 996-nucleotide messenger RNA. RefSeq names its product isocitrate lyase/PEP mutase family protein. Gene Ontology annotation, molecular function: catalytic activity. The transcript has 3 exons. Lineage: Eukaryota; Fungi; Ascomycota; Eurotiomycetes; Eurotiales; Aspergillaceae. The record is from RefSeq and is a predicted model, not a curated record. The coding region runs from base 1 to 996 and encodes 331 amino acids.